Daldinia caldariorum is the source of this 810-nucleotide messenger RNA. RefSeq names its product putative versicolorin reductase. Lineage: Eukaryota; Fungi; Ascomycota; Sordariomycetes; Xylariales; Hypoxylaceae. The record is from RefSeq and is a predicted model, not a curated record. Gene Ontology annotation, molecular function: oxidoreductase activity. Bases 1 to 810 code for a protein of 269 amino acids. The transcript has 2 exons.
AUGUCUUCCGCCGGCCCAAUGAGCAACCAAGUCAAGCCCCUCGCGGGCAAAGUAGCCCUGAUCACCGGCGCCGGGCGCGGCAUCGGCCGGGGCAUCGCGCUGGAGCUGGGCGUGCGGGGGGCUUCCAUCAUCGUGAACUACGGGCGGAGCGCGAGCUCGGCGGAGUCGGUGGUCAAGGAGCUGGAGGGCCUGGGGACGCGGGCGGUGGCGUUGCAGGCGGACAUCUCGAAGCCGGCGGAGGUGGUCGCGCUGUUCGAGAAGGCGGUGACGCAGUUCGGCGGCAUCGACUUCGUCAUUUCCAACUCGGGCAUGGAGGUCUGGGCCGAGGAGACGGACGUGACGCCGGAGCUGUUCGACCAGGUGUUCAAUCUGAACACGCGGGGGCAGUUCUUCGUCGCGCAGCAGGGGCUCAAGCACGCGCGCGAGGGCGGCCGCAUCGUCCUCACGUCCUCGAUCGCCGCGCAGAUGGCCGGCGUGCCCAACCACGCGCUGUACGGCGGGUCCAAGGCCGCCGUGGAGGGGUUCGCCCGCGCGUUCGCCGUCGACUGCGGCAAGAAGCGCAUUACUUGCAACGCGAUCGCCCCUGGCGGCAUCCAGUCCGACAUGUUCGACGAGAAUAGCUGGCACUACGUGCCCGGCGGCUACAAGGGCAUGCCCCUCGACAAGAUCAAGGAGGGCCUCGCCAAGAUGUGUCCUCUAGGACGAGUCGGUGUCCCAGCCGACAUCGGCAAAGCGGUCUACUGCCUGGUCAGCGACGAGGGCGAAUGGAUCAACGGCCAAGUCAUCCGCGCUUCAGGCGGUGGCACUUAG